Cladocopium goreaui is the source of this 5682-nucleotide messenger RNA. NCBI's taxonomy places the organism in Eukaryota, Dinophyceae, Suessiales, Symbiodiniaceae. The record is from the annotation of a GenBank genome assembly.
AUGUUGAGAUCAGAAAUGAUCAGAAACAAUUUGUUGGACAUUGUUGGACUAAAGCUGCAGCAGGACGCCAUUGAGAUCGACUCUUUGACGGUUUCCUGCCGGAACUGCGCCCGGGGCGUGACUUUCAACGCCACGAAGGACGGAACUCUCAACGCCGUGAGCUCUGAACACCUUCGGUGCCCCAAGACCGUCACCGCGUCGAAAGGCUUGACCCAACGUUGCAAGUGCUCCAACUACCAGAUUGCAAGCGAGCGCUUCCGCGAUGUCGAUAUGGUGCCCUUGGAAAGCAUUUUCCAGACGUGCACGUUCUGCAAGCCACACUUCCACUUUCAGAAUGACGAUUGUCAGAAAUGUGGAAUCUUCAAUGCCUGGUCUGACGGGAGGAAGGAUGUUUGCCAUGUUCUGCCACGCAAGAAGACAGAGCUUAUCACACUCUUGACUGGUGGUGCCGUCGUGGUCAUUUUGACCUUCCUUGCGUUCGAGAUUUUGCAUGCUCCUCUUAUGAUCGUUGAUGCGAAAUCAGAUUUGGCAGAUCCAACACAAGCUGAAAGCAAGAGAACUUUCACGCUUGCAGUGCAAGGGCCUCUUGUUGAUCUUCACAAAAGCUUGUCUCGAUUGGUGAACCAGCGGGUGCGUUAUCGGGCGAGGGGCACGGGGUUGAUAUGGUUGGACUACGAUCAGAAGAAGUCCAACGCAAUCAAAGUUCGCAAUACCGCACGCAGAAAGCUGUUGCUUCAAGACACAAAUCCACCGUUUGAUUGUGCUUCGUGCAAGGGUUCUUUGCACGCCACUGAUUUUGUUUACCUGCUCGGCCUGCUCACUGUAUGCAUAUUAGUUGUUGCAUUGCUGCCUGGCAUCAUCAAGGUGGCAGUCACGUCCGGAAACGGUGUGGGGCAUGUUUUCGCUACUGCAAUUUACGUGACCCUUCCUUUGGUUGCUGUUGCUGCACUUCUGCAUUUUCCAGUCGCAUGGCUGGUCCAAUGGCUAUAUCGUAGAACGUCAUUUUCGGAGGCUUUGGAUGAGUACAGGAAGCAGAUCAACUGCAAGCCAUUCACGGGGCCUGACGCAAGCCAUCCUCGUAAUCAGGGCUUGCAGGUUCUGACUUUGCGCGGCUUGUGGAAGCACUUCGAGAGCUUUAUUCUGGAGCGCAAUAUGCACUUUGUGGUUGCCAACAUAGUAACGCCACUGACGCAAAGCAAGGGAGUUUCCUUUGUAACUCUUUGGGGUGGCAGGCGGGUGGAUUAUUUUGUGUCCCAUUCCUGGGGCACCAGCUUUCCGCACUUUGUGCAGUCUAUCCAGUGCCAUGCUCUGUCCAAAGAGGGUCCCACUUCUUGGAUCGAUGCAGCAUAUUGGAUCUGUUCGUUUGCAAACAACCAGUGGAACAUUGGAGCCGACUUGGGAAAUGAUCCCAUGGAGAGCGCCUUUGCACGGACCUUGACUGCGGGAAUCAAAGGAGUUGCAAUGGUAUUGGAUCAGGAAGUGCAACCUCUCACGAGAGUUUGGUGUCUGUUCGAAUUUCUCCUGUCCAGCCGUCAGCACUUGGAAUUGGUUUUUGUCACCAGUGCCGGCGUUGUGGGUGACGAUGGCUGCAGCUCCUUUGACAUUGCAUUGGAGGUGGGCAAUAAGAUAGAGUCUCUGCAAGUUGCCAACUGUGGGGCAUCUUCCGAGAAGGACAAGAAAGACAUCUUCGACUACAUCAUCUCCGAGUUGGGGAGUCUUGAGCGAAUGGAUGAGCAAAUUCGAGAGCUCAUGGGUGACAUGCUGGUGAGAAAUCUGGCCAAUGUGGAACAGGCAACGGAUGGCCUUUUACACCGUUUGGGUCGUGCCUCGUCCACCAGAGGUGACCCACGUGAGCAGCUAGCAACGAACAAGAAUUUGUACGCGACAAUCAUCCCAAAGAUUGUGCCGCUGGUUGCUCAACGGGUUCUGCAAGUUUUCGACGAUGAUCCUUCUGGUCUGCGCUGGCCGGCCACCAGGCAGGAAUACGUGCGAACCCAGCAUGACAAUUUGCAGAAAGCACAGAAGAAUAGCAGCCGACGGGCAGCAAUGCAAAAGCGGAAGGUGGUGCAGUACUUGAGCAAGUACAUCAAGGGCUUGAAUGCAGAUCAAGUUUCCUCCCGCCUCUUUUCCGGUGAAGUGGAACUGCGGGAUGCGGAAUUCGAAGUGGAUCCCUUGCGGAAGUUGCUGCUAGGGACGUUGCCGUUCACUUGGGAGGUCCUGGCGAUUUCCUGCGAUCGGCUGCAGGUCCAGGUACCUUGGAGUGCCCUGCGGAGCCGUGCGGUGCAGGUGAAGGUGGGGAAGCUGCGAGUGCAGGUGGCGGUCCACAGCUGCACCGACCCAGCUUGGGCGGAGUCUCUGGCGACCAGCACGGCCGUUGCCAAUGCGCAAAAACCACAGGAGAAACGAGAAGAUGAAGAGCAGAAGAGUUUCAGGCUCUCAGACGUGAAAGUGGGAGUCAUUGACAAUUUCUGCAUCUCUGUGGCUUCAUUGCAUGUGCUUUGUGCACAUGCUGCCAGUAGUGUUUCGCAGCCGUUGUUCGCGUUUGAGUUCGAAUUGGCGGGACUUUCCUUGCAGCCUAUCCCCUUUGGCAAAGUUUCGUCUGGUGAGAAGGCCCGACGUUUGCGCCGCGGCAAUUGGACCUCCUUAAAGCGCCGCUUGGAAGUACAGAAGCUGCGACUAGCUGCAGCGAAUCUCACGGACAAAGACACCAAGGAUGCCUUACUGGAGAUGCAGAGCUUCAGCCUGGACUUGGUGGAAGGCCGAGAUAUCGGUCGGCGACUGGAUCAUCACAAUCCUUCAGCUCGUAUGGCCAUGUUCCCCAGGCAGAUUCGUAUGAACCUCAAUCUGCCGGAAGUUCGUUCACAUCUUCACAGCUCAGAGAUUCUUGGGCUCAUUGACUUGCUGGCUGAUGCGAUUCAACCCACAAGUCCACCUCCGGAAGUGUUGCGAGAAGAAGUCCAAGAAGAGAUGAAAUUGGCUGUGGCACAGUUCCUUGCAACACGUUCGAAGGGUCGAAGCUUCAGCAUUUUCCGCGGUACCAAAAAGACCAGCAGGGCAAGCAAGUCAUCGCAAAAAUCGGUGCCCAAACCGGUGGGAAAUAUUUCGGAUAUGGCUGCGGAGAUGGCAGAUGUGAUGGCAAACAAAGCCAUGAAGGCAGGUGCUGUUGCCGAUGCCGCCAGCGCCGCCGCCGCCGACACGGCGCGGCGCACCGCCGUGGCGGGCGCCCAGGCAGCGCAGAAGGCGGCGCAGGGCGCCAGCCACGCGGCGCAGAAGGCGUCGCACGUGCUGGGCGAUGCACGGCGCAGUGGCCAGGCGGCAGCGGAGAAGGCGCUGGGCAGCUUGAUGCGCGCGGGGGGAUUGGCCAAAAAACCCAAGGAGGCUGUUCUCAGAGAUGCUGCCAGGGAGGAGGAGGAACUGCAGGCUGUUUUGGCCUUGUCGUUGAAGGAAUUUGAGGCCCAACAUGCCAAAUCUGUGGAGGAAUCGCCGGCGGCCAAGCAAGAAUCGUCACCAGGGGGUCAAGCGUCUGCCUGUCAGGAGGAUCCAGAUGACCAGUUCGAGGAUUUCGCUGGAAGUUUAUUGGGUUCCUCCGGCUCCGAGUCGGAUGAUCGGCAGUCUGUGGAAGACUUGGAAGACGAGCCAAUGGUGGUUGAAGAGGUCCCUUCCAGCCAUCAGCCUGAUAGCUCCCUCAGUUUUCUGGAGAAUCCACCCCAACCUCCCAUGGGUUUGAGGAUGGUGAGCCUCCAUGCUGCCAUCAGCAAGUUGACAGUGGUUUUGCCAGUGCCUGGCGACUCCACAGAAUUUUCUUUGGAAGUUAGCAAUCUGAACUUCUCGGGUGACACCUAUUUAUACCUUUUUCUGUCAGAGAUAAAAUGUCUCCGUCGCUUGGCCGUUCUGAAGGAUGGAGAUCUGCAUCAUCCUGGCGCAUUUUCUUCCCAUGCCAGCAGUGGUGCCUUGACCAUCUGCUCUGCCGCAGUGAGUUUUGGUGAAGAUCAACUGCUGUCAGUUCAGCAUUUGCCGAAAGCAACGCCCUGGAUGUUGACUUUGAAGGUCUCAACAACGCUGCUGAAGCAGCCGACCAUGGCAUCACCGAAGGUGGAACUGACCCUGGAUGGCUGCCUUCAUGGCUUGAGGUUGAUGCCCAACAUGACAGCCGUGAAGGCGUGGGAGACCUGUUCCCUGGCCCUGCAGGCAAUUUUGAACGCCAUUUCCACAUUUGGCACAUCUGGCAAUGGCCCAAAGUCAGCUGCAUCAGCUGAGGUCUCACCCAAAUCAGCAGAUUCAGCUGCAUCAGCCUGGUGUGUGGCCAAUUUUCAGCUCUGGAAUACCCUGGUGGAUUUGAAACACCUCUCUCCAGCACCGUUGAGGUCCCUACAACUGGUGCUUCCGCAGCUCGCUUUCAAGGCCACAGAUGGGUUGCUGGGUUUCACUCCACCGGUGCCCCAGUGGCACGUGCUGCCGCCGGCCGCCGAGGGGCCUGAGCCGGACUUCUAUUUGUACGACUGUUGCUGCCAGCCCCCAGGGGUGGAGGUGGAGGCAGAUUCCAAAUACGCCAAGAGUUUCGAUGGCACCUGGGAGGUGCUGGUCACGGAACGCGAGUGGCGCGAAGCGCCCCGUGGAGGUCGAAGCGCGCAACGCUUGCUGCUGGCGCCUGGGGAGAUGUUGGAACUGUCUAGAUCCAAACUGAAAGUCUUGGAAGGCGCACAGCGCUUAGAAGACCUGGCAGAACGACAACAUCUGGAAAGCUGUCGUAGGAUUGAGAAGGAUGCUGCUGAACUUCUCCCUCAGGUGCGUGAGAAGAUGGAGGAUCUGCCUUCCUUGGAGGCUCAGCUCGAAGCCUUGCGGGUGGAACUCAGAGAACUGGAUGAAAAGAGGCGAGAGGAGGAACUGCGACUGAAGGCCUUUGAGAAGGAGAUGGGCCUGGAAGUGGCCCAGUUUCGCUCCGAGAAGAUGCUGCGUGCUUCGCAGCUGUCACGACAGCUGUCGGAGGAGGAGAUGAUCACCAGCAGCCUGACGCAGCUGGUGCAGCAGCAGGCGGAAGUCCUAAAGAAUUUGGAGGAAAAUGGAUAGCAACAUAUGGCAAAAUGCUAUAGAACUUGGAUAUGGACAUUUUUGCUGGAACUUGGAUGAAAUUGAGAAUUUGGUUCGGAUGAAGCUGGACUUUGGAUGGAAGUUGGCCAUGAAGUUGGAUUGGUUUGACAUAAAUUUCGGUUCAUGCGGCUUUCAAGACACGUGGAGAGACGUUCUGGAAGAGGAUUGGCUGGUGAUGAUGCUCCACUUGCUGAUCAGAACAGCCUUGGGCCACAGCCUUUGGAUUACCAACAUCAGCAUUCGCAAUGAACACGUUGUUCAAGCGAUAGCUGUGGAGUCCACCUGAAGCCUAGCAACUGGUUUGACACGUUCGUGGAUGGGCAAAGUCGGAUUGGUUCCAAGUCAAAUGGACUAAUCUUGGAGAAUGAAGAGAAUCAUAACUGCAACCCACGAUUCAACACGACUUCCUCUGAGAAGUGGAUCCUUGCCAGAUCGAGUCUCAUCGCAGCUUCCGCUGUGAAGUGGCGGCAUAGACAGGGUUUGCCUGUCUAUUGGGCAGUGGAUUGUGUGGCCAAAUAUGCCAAAAUCCUUGAAGUUUGAUCCAACGGCCUACACAGCUGUGAAGAGCUGCAAAACCUGGAUUCAUGGUGGCAG